ACCAGCUUAUAUUAGCUGAUGUUGAAGUUAACAAGAUUAAUUUUUUUGGAAAAUCAAUUUUACACGAAGCAGUCAAGUCAAAUAAAUUAGAUUUAGUGCAAGUACUUCUUCAUAAGGUCUGCAAUGUCAAUUUAAAAGAUUUUUCUGGAGCAACAGCUCUUCACCUAGCUGCUGGGUGGAAUAAAAACCAAGAAAUGGUGAACAUUUUGCUUGAAAAUGGUGCCGAAAUAAACGCACAAGACACUAAUAAACGAACCGCACUGCAUUACGCCGCUAAUUAUAGUCCAGCUGCAGACAUUAUCCAGAGGCUGCUCGAAAAAGGUGCCAACGUUCAUUUACAAGAUCAAAGUGGUUGUACAGUCCUUCACCAAGUUGCUAGAUGGAAUGAAAACCCGGAAAUAGUUAAAAUUUUGCUUGACAAUGGAGCCAAAGUAAACGCACGAAACAAAGAUAAAUGUACCGCACUGCACUUCGCCGCAAAACAUAACACAGCUGCAGAAAUUGUCCAAACGUUGCUCGAAAAUGGCGCCUACGUUGAUUCACAAGAUGAAGAAGGAUGUACAGCCCUUCACCUAGCUGCAGAGUGGAAUAAAAACCAAGAAAUAGUGAAAAUUUUAAUUGAAAACGGUGCCAAAGUAAACACAGGAGCCAAUAUUAACAGGACUGCUCUGCACUACGCCGCUUUUAAUAACCAAGCUCCAGAAAUAGUCCAAACGCUGCUCGAAAACGGCGCCGACGUACAUUUACAAGAAGAAAAAGGACGUACAGCUCUUCACCUAGCUGCAGGGUGGAAUAAAAACCAAGAAAUAGUAAAAAUUUUAAUUGAAAACGGUGCCAAAGUAAACAUAGGAGACAAUAAUAAAUUGACUGCUCUGCAUUACGCCGCUUUUAAUAACCAAGCUCCAGAAAUAGUCCAAACGCUGCUCGAAAACAGCGCCGACGUACAUUUACAAGAAGAAAAAGAAGGACGUACAGCUCUUCACCUAGCUGCUAGGUGGAAUAAAAACCAAGAAAUACUGAAAAUUUUAAUUGAAAACGGUGCCAAAGUAAACUCAGAAGACAAUGAUAAAUGGACUGCUCUGCAUUACGCCGCUAGUUAUAACCAAGCUCCAGAAAUAGUCCAAACGCUGCUCGAAAACGGCGCUGACGUACAUUUACAAGAAGAAAAAGAAGGACGUACAGCUCUUCACCUAGCUGCAGGGUGGAAUAAAAGCCAAGAAAUAGUGAAAAUUUUAAUCGAAAACGGUGCCAAAGUAAACGCAGGAGCCAAUAAUAACUGGACUGCUCUGCAUUGUGCCGCUAGAAAUAACCAAGCUCCAGAAAUAGUCCAAACGCUGCUCGAAAACGGCGCCGACGUACAUUUACAAGAAGAAAAAGAAGGACGUACAGCUCUUCACCUAGCUGCAGGGUGGAAUAAAAACCAAGAAAUACUGAAAAUUUUAAUUGAAAACGGUGCCAAAGUAAACGCAGGAGCCAAUAAUAACUGGACUGCUCUGCAUUGUGCCGCUAGAAAUAACCAAGCUCCAGAAAUAGUCCAAACGCUGCUCGAAAACGGCGCCGACGUACAUUUACAAGAAGAAAAAGAAGGACUUACAGCUCUUCACCUAGCUGCAGGGUGGAAUAAAAACCAAGAAAUACUGAAAAUUUUAAUUGAAAACGGUGCCAAAGUAAACUCAGAAGACCAUGAUAACUGGACUGCUCUGCAUUGUGCCGCUAGAAAUAACCAAGCUCCAGAAAUAGUCCAAACGCUGCUCGAAAACGGCGCCGACGUACAUUUACAAGAAGAAAUAGAAGGACUUACAGCUCUUCACCUAGCUGCAGGGUGGAAUAAAAAACAAGAAAUACUGAAAAUUUUAAUUGAAAACGGUGCCAAAGUAAACUCAGAAGACAAUGAUAAAUGGACUGCUCUGCAUUACGCCGCUAGAUUUAACCAAGCUCCAGAAAUAGUCCAAACGCUGCUCGAAAACGGCGCCGACGUACAUUCACAAGAAAAAGACGGAUUUACAGCCGUUGACCUAGCUGCUAGGGGGAAUGAAAUCCCAGAAAUAGUGAAGAUUUUGCUUCAAAAAGGUUCCAAAGUAAACGCACAAGACGAUAUAAAACGAACAUCACUGAAUUAUGCCGCUGAAAGUAACAAAGUUGCAGAACCGGUCCAAGACCUACACGAAAACGGCGCUAACGUUCAUUCACAAGAUCAAGAAGGAUUGCCAGCCGUCUUUCAGCACCUAGCCUCUUGGUGUGAUGAAAACCCAGAAAUAAUUAAAAAUAUUGUUGCAACAGUUGGAUAUACAGCCCCUCGCUUUUUUGAAUCUGAUCUGGAUUGAAACCACUUGCAGAACUGUUAAAAGAAAUCGGCUUGAAAAAGGUGCCGACGUAUUACAAGAUCAAGACGGACUUUCGCAGCUCCUUCACCUUUUGGGUAUAGUGAAAACCUAGAAAAAGUAAAAAUUUUGUUUGAAAAUGGUGCCGCGAAGUAAAUAGACAACUCAAUAAACAUUGGAACACACUGCAUUUUCGCCGCUAGAUAUUUACUGAUCUCCAGAAGUGGUCGAAGAGCUGCGCUUGAUAAAGGCGCCGAGAUUAACUUACUGCUUUAUUUCUCGUGGUUAAGCAUAAUACAGUGAAAGAACUGCUCCAAAAGCUGCUCAACCAUGGUGAAAGUGGAAGAAAGUGCCGCUGUAUUACGUCCAAUGAAAAUAUACCCAUAAUUAAAGACUCAAAGAAAAUGACUCUGACGUCGUAAUGUUAAGUGAUCAAAAAGAUGUUUUUGAUUUUCUUUUUUUAAAAAAGUGCGCAGCUAAACCUGAACAAGACAAAAUCGGGGAAAUGUGUCUUACGCCACAUUUGCAAAGCCGAGACAAUGUGUGUUUGAAAUCUGCAAUUUUCACACGAGUCAAAAUAUUCAAUAACUAUUAUAAUAUAUAUCAAUCAUUAUCACUAAACUUACAAUAGUAAAAAUUAAUAAAUCGAAUUUAGUACCGUACUGCCUUCCUGCCACUACUAUCGUAACUUUUAGUUUCCAUUAAACCCAAAUCGCCAGAUGGCAGUGUAAAUAAGGUGCUAUAAGCGCUGCACCCUGACUGCACCUUUAACCUCGCACGACAGCAGGCCGAAGCGAAUAUGUUCUUUCUAGCUAGGAAUGAGAUUUCAUGCGAUAAAGAUCAAGAAGCUUUGGUGUCAUAAUAAAUAGACCGGAAUUACGGGUCUUAACGAUAUCUCGAGUGCCACAUUUCUGCAAUAGAAAAGACGAAUAUAGGAAAAGAUGCAUUUCUGUCGCGGCUUCUUGGUUUCCAUAGUAUAUAUCAUUGUAGCAUUAAAUUUAUGGGCCAAUUAUGAAUGUAAAUAGCAUUAAGGAAUGAAAAAUUAUCCAACGUGACCAUUAACUUUAAAACGUUUUAAUUUUAUGAGUUUGCUUAUCAUUUAAUUUUAGUUUUGAUGUAAACAAUUAUUUGUAUAAUACAUGUAAAUAUUUUGGACUUUAUGGGAAUAAAAAUGUUCUGGUACUGGCAUGUUUUAAAAUAAAA
Messenger RNA from Cloeon dipterum, 3524 nucleotides. RefSeq names its product ankyrin-3-like. Gene Ontology annotation, molecular function: protein binding. The transcript has a single exon. Lineage: Eukaryota; Metazoa; Arthropoda; Insecta; Ephemeroptera; Baetidae. The record is from RefSeq and is a predicted model, not a curated record. Bases 195 to 2324 code for a protein of 709 amino acids.